Molecule: messenger RNA, 1606 nt
Organism: Didymodactylos carnosus
Lineage: Eukaryota; Metazoa; Rotifera; Eurotatoria; Philodinida; Philodinidae
Source: the annotation of a GenBank genome assembly
AGCGAUUUUGAGCGAUGUCACUGCUUUGAGAUAGAGUCAAACUGGACUACCACUGAGUAAAUUCCAUACAACGUUAUUUAUAGAAUUCUAUUGCGAAGUACACAUAUUUUCAUAUUGAUAGAUAGCCGAUGAGCUGCUGAUUCUGAAUAAUUGCUUUGAAAUUGUCUAGCAUAUGUGAUCAAAGUAUUAAUCAAGAUUUUAUGAGCAUGUGCCCCAUUCUUUGAUAUCUAUUAUACAGCUAUUGUUGCCGGGUUUUCUUCUUGAAGAAGUGAAUAUCAAAAUAGACAUUUAUACACCAUUCGAAAAAGUGUUGGAUUAGAGUUGCUUUCAAAAAAUUAAAGCUUCGAAUAUUACUUUUUGUAGAACGCUCAAACGCUUUUAUGGAAAAUUUAGUUUCACCAGACAUGAGACGCUUCCUUCAAGUAGGAAUAAAGUUAUCUGUGCGUUACCUUCACAGGAAAUGAACUAUCAAUUUUUUCCUUUCUUUCACUUCUUACAUAUUCAUGAAUUAUCACAAUAAAUUGAACUUGAUUUUAACGGUACAGUUGAACUUGAUUUUAACUGUACAGUCCUAGAGAAGCUUGAAUACUCUGUUGCAUACUCAUUUUAAAAAACAGACAAAAAAAAGUUUAUUCUGUCAUCUUUAGCCGAAGGUAUAACAACCGACUGGAAUUGGUAUGAAGAGAUUUUUUGUGAAAUGUGUCAAAUGGAAAUGUUCACUUUUAUAACCUAUCGUACUCGUGAUUACAUAUUAAUAAAUCCAGAUUUUCAACACACUAAUUAUUACAGCUUUCUUGGACGUUACAUUGGAAUGAUUAUUUUUCAUAAAGUACAAAUUGAAUUUCAAUUUCCAAUUUUUUACUACGUGAUUGCCUUUGCUCUCAAGCUCGAUUUGAAUUCAGAAUUAUUGGAUAUGAUCUACAGUGUAGACCUCAUUAAACCAGUAGAAUCUCAACUUCUAAACAUUAUGGAAGGUCUCGAUAGUGUAAUUCCGCUGAGUUGGUUUAAGAGGUUAACGAUGAGAGAUUUUGAAGAAGUAUGUUAUAUGAAAGAAAAUACUUUGUCUAUGAAUUUAGACGAUUGGACACGAUUUUCAUCGGUUGACUCAGCUGAUAACGAAAACGAUAUUGCAUGUCAAGUCGAUAAAUCAACUUUUGAAACAACACUAAAUAAACCGGCAGAUUUUGUCUAUGAACAAACGCCUCAAGUUGGUGACGGCUUGAUCGUUAGUGAGGAGAGUGUUGCUCAGAAUCUAGUUAAUGUCACCACGACGAAGGACUUUGAUUCAUGUGAAACCGAAGAAGACUGGCAAGCUCUCGUCGAAUAUUUCAGUAAUGGCCGUAGAGUUGUAGAUUCAACCGUAGUAGAACAAUUGAAAUUCAAAACUUCCGUCAACGAUCACAGUCAAACUAUCAGCGUCUUAACCGAGCAAGACAAGGAUUGGCGAUCUCUAGUGGAAUAUUUCGAUCAUUAUGACAUUUUACCUUCAGAAAGGGGCGUGCACAUUCCAGUUAAACAUCAAAGUCUAAAAGCUGUUCCUACAAUUGAAAAGGGACGGUUAAUCGUGCCAACUGUUAUACAAUCAAAAUGCUGUAUUCUAAUGUAA